This is a messenger RNA of Tilletiopsis washingtonensis, 1563 nucleotides long. RefSeq lists its product as hypothetical. The coding region runs from base 281 to 1504 and encodes 407 amino acids. Lineage: Eukaryota; Fungi; Basidiomycota; Exobasidiomycetes; Entylomatales. The transcript is spliced from 6 exons. Gene Ontology annotation, cellular component: membrane. The record is from RefSeq and is a predicted model, not a curated record.
GACUCGAGAGGGGCGAAGAGUCAAGGCGGCUGAGCGAGAAGACCGAGGAGAGAGGGAGAGGCGCUCGCGCUGCCCAUGCGCCAAGACGGGAAUAUCGCCGCGGCCUGCUGCAGCUCAGCUGGACCCGUUCGCCUCUCCGCUCGAGCCGGCAGCAGACGCCUCCUUCACUCCACCACAUCUCCGCUGCACACCCCUCCGCAUCGCACACGCCGCCUCCGACGCCCUCUUCUGUCGCCUGCAUUCACCGCUCCUCCCGUCUGCAGGCUUGCCUUCGCCCACGAUGCGUAGCGCGCGCGUCGACAAGGGGCCAGAGCACAGUCCGCUGCUCGGCAGCGACGAGCUCGAGCCGGACCUCGAGGCCGCCGCACCCUCGCUGCCUGCCGCUGCCGCCGCCGCCGAGCCGGCCGAGCGGCGGCAUCCCAAGCAGGCCUCGCUCGACGCCGCACGCCAGCAGGCGCGCCGGCACAACUUUGCCGCGCGCUUCGCCGCCGGCCUGCGUGCCAACGAGGGGCUCGUGUACGUGGCCGGCGCGCAGCUGCUCUACUCCCUCAUGGCGCUCUGCUUCAAGCUGCUCUACACGCUGCCGUUGCCCGCGGGCUCCGUGCCCAUCUCGGCGCUGCAGACCAUCUUCUUCCGCAUGAGCAUCACCUGGCUACUCUGCAGCGCCUGGAUGGUGGCACGCAAGAUUCCGCAUCCGUUUUUGGGGCCGCCAGAGGUGCGCUGGCUGCUGGCUUUGCGCGGCGUCAGCGGGUACAUGGGGCUGUUUGGCCUCUACUACUCCCUGCAGUACCUCUCGCUGUCCGACGCCACGGUCCUGACGUUUCUUGCGCCGCUUGCUACUGCAUUGCUCGCAGCCGUCGCUCUCGGAGAGCCCUUCUCGAUGCGCGAAGCCUUUGCCGGCAUCGUCUCGCUGCUCGGCGUCGUGCUGAUUGCACGGCCAGCGGUACUGUUCGGCAACGUGCCCGAUCCAGUGCCCGUGCCCGUGCCCGAGGCACUGGUGGAUCUGGCCACGCGUGCCCUCUCCAUGGUCGGCCGCGAUGGCGCAGUGCCCACUAGCCGGGGACCCACGGAGGCUGAGCGCCUCGGAGCCGUCGUCGUCGCCCUCGUGGGAGUGCUGGGAAGCGCAGGCGCAUACACCACGAUCCGGCACAUAGGCCGCCGCUCCACCGCCACACACAGCGUGGCCGCCUUCUCUCUCUACGCCUCCAUCGUCAGCUACAUCGGCGCCAGCGUGCUCGACGAGACGUGGAGCGUGCCGCCGAGCUGGCUGUGGUGCGCCGUGCUGCUGGCGAUUGGCGUCUUUGGCUUCUUUGCCCAGGUGCUUGCGGCGCUGGGACUGCAGCGCGAGAAGGCGGGCCGCGCGACGCUGCUCGUGUUCUCGCAGGCCAUCUACAGCGCCAUCUUCCAGUCGGCCAUCCUCGGCGUGCCGCUGCACCCUCUCUCCCUGCUCGGCUGCGCCGUCAUCCUCGCCGCAGCCGCCUGGGUCAUGAUCAGUCCCAAGUAGCGCCGGCCACGCAUAGAGCUUCUCAUCUGUACAAUGUCACGCAAUCAGGUCUAGCAGCC